GACCGACCCAGAACUUUUGUCAAAGCUUUGGAUUCUCGUCGGCGGUAUUUUGGCACAACACCGGAAGUGUGAGUUCGGAGAGGUCGCCCCCUUUCAUUCAUUCAGCAUAGUGCAAUAUGGCCGGAUUUGUUUUUUUCUUUUAACAUUUACGUGCAAAAUUUAACACACAUGGCUACAAAACGCAAAGUCGAGGUGAUUGUUCCCGCGGAGGAAAGUGACCAGCUCCUAAUUCGUCCACUGGGUGCUGGACAGGAGGUUGGGAGGUCAUGUAUCAUCCUGGAGUUCAAGGGGAGGAAAAUUAUGCUGGACUGUGGUAUCCACCCUGGCUUGGAGGGGAUGGAUGCUCUCCCCUACAUUGACUUGAUCGACCCAGCUGAGAUAGAUCUGCUGCUCAUCAGCCAUUUCCACCUGGAUCACUGUGGAGCUCUGCCAUGGUUCCUCCAGAAGACCAGCUUUAAAGGAAGGACCUUCAUGACCCACGCCACCAAGGCCAUCUAUCGCUGGCUACUGUCAGACUAUGUCAAAGUCAGCAACAUUUCUGCAGAUGACAUGCUGUAUACUGAGACUGACCUGGAGGAGAGCAUGGACAAAAUUGAGACCAUCAACUUCCACGAAGUCAAGGAGGUGGCUGGGAUCAAGUUCUGGUGCUACCACGCUGGUCAUGUGCUGGGAGCUGCUAUGUUUAUGAUUGAAAUAGCUGGAGUCAAGCUGCUGUACACAGGAGACUUCUCCCGACAGGAAGACAGGCAUCUGAUGGCAGCCGAGAUCCCCAGUGUCAAACCUGACAUCUUAAUUAUAGAGUCCACCUAUGGCACCCACAUCCAUGAAAAGAGGGAGGAGCGUGAAGCUCGGUUCUGCAACACGGUUCAUGACAUAGUCAACAGGGAAGGCCGCUGUUUAAUCCCUGUGUUCGCCUUGGGACGGGCCCAGGAACUGCUGCUCAUCCUGGAUGAAUACUGGCAGAACCACCCAGAGCUCCAUGACAUCCCCAUUUACUACGCUUCAUCCCUGGCCAAAAAGUGCAUGGCCGUAUACCAAACCUACGUCAACGCGAUGAACGACAAGAUCCGCAAGGCCAUCAAUAUCAACAACCCUUUUGUCUUCAAGCACAUCAGCAACCUCAAGAGCAUGGAUCACUUUGAUGACAUCGGUCCCAGUGUGGUGAUGGCGUCUCCAGGUAUGAUGCAGAGCGGGCUCUCCAGAGAGCUCUUCGAGAGCUGGUGCACUGAUAAGAGGAAUGGAGUCAUCAUCGCUGGAUACUGUGUAGAGGGAACCCUGGCCAAGCACAUCAUGUCUGAGCCGGAGGAGAUUACUACCAUGUCAGGACAGAAGCUGCAGCUGAAGAUGUCGGUGGACUACAUCUCCUUCUCUGCCCACACUGACUACCAGCAGACCAGCGAGUUCAUCAGGGCCCUCAAACCACCACACGUGAUCCUGGUCCACGGAGAGCAGAAUGAGAUGGCGCGUCUGAAGGCUGCACUGAUCAGGGAGUAUGAGGAUAAUGACCAAGUUCACAUCGAAGUCCACAACCCUCGCAACACCGAGGCUGUCACCCUCAACUUCAGAGGAGAGAAACUGGCCAAGGUGAUGGGCUCUCUGGCUGAUAAGAAGUGUGUUCAGGGCCAAAGGGUGUCAGGCAUAUUGGUGAAAAAGAACUUCAACUAUCACAUCCUCAAUCCAUCAGACCUUUCUACGUACACAGAGCUGGCCAUGAGCACAGUGAAACAGUCCCAGGCCAUCCCCUUCACCGGACCUUACUCACUGCUCGUCUGCCAUCUGAGGAACCUCACUGGUGAUGUGGAAGAGCUGGAUGGAACCGAAAAGAACACUUUGAAGAUAUUUAAAAACAUCACUCUGAUCCAUGAGGUUGGCAUGGUGCUGCUGGAGUGGAUAGCUAACCCUCUCAAUGACAUGUAUGCCGACGCUGUGACUACUGUAGUGCUGGAAGUCCAGUCCAACCCAAAGGCCCAGAAGGUCAUGGAGACCCAGAGUUCCAUCUUGGACAUGGACGUCUUCCAAACCCGGCUAGGAGUCAUGCUGCAGGACAUGUUUGGAGAGGAAUGUGUGGAUUUCAGAGACAAUAAAAACAUCGCAGUGACAGUAGACGGGAAGACGAUUCAUAUUUGCUUGGAAACGAGGUCGGUGUGCUACGAGGGUGAAUGCACAGAGGACGACUCCCUGAGAGAGAUGGUGGACCUGGCAGUGCAGCGGCUCUACGAUGCCCUCAACCCGAUCAUCUGAGAGUGGAAACAGGACUACAGGCCUGUAGACCGCGUCAGGACAUUUUUACACAUUUAAAAAGUGCUGGAAGUUAACACGCAGUAUGUAUUUAUGUGCUUAACAAACGGAUAAGUUGCUGCUAAGAACCAUAUCAACUUCCAUCUGACAGAUUACGUCCAUAUUUCUACAGUACUGGGAUCUAUAGCUUGUCUGCUUUGGUGUAAUUGACUGCCUCUACAGCAGGUUCUAAUCCCACUUUGUGAAAUCAGUGUGUAAAGGUUAGAUUGGCUUUUUACUAACAUCACAUUAAGGUAAGUUCCUGAUCCAUUCCCACAGAACUGUCAUGUGAGAAAAUUAAAUAAAUCAGCUAUGUAGAUUGCAUUAGCUUUGAUAGAUUUUAAUGUUGUUUUUUGUUAUACAAGCACUUUUAAAUCAUAUUUAAUAAUUUAAUAAGUUGACUGUAGCUGUGUAGAUGCACUGUAGUUUUUAGCUCGGCCUGAGUUUGUUACUAAUGUGCAGAUGUGUUUAACUGUGAAUUUCUAAAUGCACUAAAUCUUUGUGUCCAGUACAUAAUGCUUGAAAAAAAAAAAAAAAAGACUUUCACAAAAAUGUGUGUGCAACUGGUCAGUUAAUUCAUCAACUGGUGGCAGAAAUGUUUGUUAGGUAAUUAGGUUUACAGUCCAUCAGUGCUGGUGUUGCUAACAGUGGAGAUAACAAAAGCGACAUUUGUUUCACUGCGCUCUGAUGGACAUUUAUUAGUGAAAUAUCAGGAAAAUACAACCACAGAAUUUUACAAUAAACAUCAUUCAAGGCACAU
Molecule: messenger RNA, 3037 nt
Organism: Scatophagus argus
Lineage: Eukaryota; Metazoa; Chordata; Actinopteri; Scatophagidae
Product: cleavage and polyadenylation specificity factor subunit 3
Exons: 18
Coding region: 169-2241 (690 amino acids)
Biological process (GO): mRNA 3'-end processing by stem-loop binding and cleavage
Cellular component (GO): mRNA cleavage and polyadenylation specificity factor complex
Molecular function (GO): RNA binding; RNA endonuclease activity; 5'-3' exonuclease activity
Source: RefSeq, a predicted model, not a curated record